Messenger RNA from Leptonychotes weddellii (Weddell seal), 1253 nucleotides. The record is from RefSeq and is a predicted model, not a curated record. Lineage: Eukaryota; Metazoa; Chordata; Mammalia; Carnivora; Phocidae.
UCGCCGCCCGACGUGUUCGCCGGCUUCGCGCCCCACCCCGCGGCCCUGGGCCCUCCGACGCUGCUGGCCGAGCAGAUGAGCGUGAUCGGCAGCCGCAAAAAGAGUGUGAACAUGACCGAGUGCGUGCCCGUGCCCAGCUCCGAGCACGUCGCCGAGAUCGUGGGUCGCCAGGGGUGCAAGAUCAAGGCUCUGCGUGCUAAGACAAAUACGUACAUCAAGACGCCGGUGCGCGGGGAGGAGCCGGUGUUUAUCGUGACUGGCCGCAAGGAGGACGUGGAGAUGGCCAAGCGUGAGAUCCUGUCCGCCGCCGAGCACUUCUCCGUGAUCCGCGCCACGCGCAGCAAGGCCGGCGGGCUGCCCGGUGCUGCGCAGGGUCCGCCCAACCUGCCGGGACAGACCACCAUCCAGGUGCGCGUGCCCUACCGCGUGGUGGGGCUGGUGGUGGGGCCCAAGGGCGCCACCAUCAAGCGCAUCCAGCAGCGGACGCACACGUACAUCGUGACGCCCGGGCGCGACAAGGAGCCCGUGUUCGCCGUGACGGGCAUGCCCGAGAAUGUGGACCGGGCGCGCGAGGAGAUCGAGGCGCACAUCACGCUGCGCACGGGCGCCUUCACCGACGCGGGCCCCGACAGUGACUUCCAUGCCAACGGCACUGACGUCUGUCUGGACCUGCUCGGAACGGCCGCCGGCCUCUGGGCCAAGGCCCCCAACCCUGGGCGGCGGCCCCCCGCGCCCACAGCCGGCCUCCGCGCGGAUGGGACCCUGGGGGGCCCUGGGGGGGGGGCACACAUCUGUUUGGCCAGCGCCGCCGCCCCCGCCCCGGCCUUGGCGCGGGAGUGCGUGGUGUGCUCCGAGGGCGAGGUGAUGGCCGCGCUCGUGCCCUGCGGCCACAACCUCUUCUGCAUGGACUGCGCCGUCCGCAUCUGCGGCAAGAGCGAGCCCGAGUGCCCGGCCUGCCGCACGCCUGCCACCCAGGCCAUUCAUAUCUUUUCCUAGCGGCUCGGCUGGCCGCCGCAGGCCCGGGGGGCGGCGCGGAGGGGGCGGCGCGGCGGGGGCGGCGGGGCCAGCCUUCACAGACGAGCUUUAACUUGGUCCCAGGCGUGGAGACGGCUGCCCGACGGCAUCUCAGUUCUUAACAAAUAAACAGUAUUGAGUCGACAGGUUAAAAUAAAACAGAGAGAAAAGGUCUGCUUGCACUUUUUAUUUAAGACUCCCCGCCCCCCAGGGUGAUCUUUUUAAGGAAAAAAAAAAAA